Molecule: messenger RNA, 504 nt
Organism: Pyricularia pennisetigena
Lineage: Eukaryota; Fungi; Ascomycota; Sordariomycetes; Magnaporthales; Pyriculariaceae
Exons: 2
Coding region: 1-504 (167 amino acids)
Source: RefSeq, a predicted model, not a curated record
AUGCAAACCCAUAACCAGGCUGCCUCGGGAGCCACCCCCAUAUCUAGCUCAACUCUCGGUGGUGUGACAGGAUACAGAAAUCAGAUGGUAUCGAACUUGGAAACAAAACAAAACGAUAUUCUCUCGGCUCUUGAGACAGCUUUGCUCACACAGCAGAAAGUACUGGAUAUUAAUCAGACGCUUGAAGCCGAGCUACGGAAAACAAGAGGCGAGAGCAACGCAACGUUGCAGUGGACAUCACAGCAAUUGAAAACCGAUGCCUUGUCUUGCAAGUUUCAACAUCAUAACGCUCAAACGCAGUCUGAACAACAAAACGACCAGACAGAGCUGGACUUGCAGCUACUGGAAGAAGGCAACGAGCAGAAGGGUGAAACAGAACCUGUACGAAAGUGUUUGAAGUCAUCUGAACGCAGCAUUGAAUAUACAGGCUUAGCUAGCAGUAAAAGCUUGAGAAGCAGAAGGAACCUACAUCGAGGCUUAGGAGACAGUCCAUUAAUGAAAUGA